AUUUCAUUAAGAAACGCGUCUGCGCUGUGGAUCUACAUAUCUUGCCCUUGUUCCUUGCCCUUGGUCUCUGUAUCAAUCUGGUAUAGGACUUGCAGAACGCUGAGGCAGAUAGUCAUACAUCAUGGCAAAAACCCGUGCACCAUAUAUCUUGCUGGGAAACAUCCUUCCGUUCCUACUGGCAACUAUCUUCUACUUUGGCCGAGUCUACAGUCGAGCAUUGAUUCUACGAACUUUUGGCUGGGAUGAUUGGCUUCUCACUGUUGGAUGGCUCGCCGCUCUGGCCAACUGCAUAAUGGCUUGUUUGUUGACCAAUUACGGUGGUGGCAUGCACGAGGCCGAUGUGCCAUUCUCCACCAUCAUACCCUCUCUCAAACUUCUCUACGGCACACUCAUCGCCUAUCAAAUCUCGAUUUGCUUCACGAAGCUGUCUCUCUGCGCGCUAUACCUCAAGGUCUUCACGACAAGUCGCUCUGGCCGGAUCUUCUUGUACAGCGUUUUUGGCUUCGUGGUAAUCGCGACUGUUUGUCUUGAAUGCGUAUCCAUCUUCCAAUGCAACCCUGUCAGAGGCGUUUGGGAUAUCAACAUACACAAGAAGUGCAUCGACACCAUUCCGGCUUUCUAUACUUCGACAGUUGAAAGCGUUCUUGUGGAUAUACUCCUCAUUGCCUUCGCUGCACCCAAGAUCAUGAGACUCAACCUUCAUGCACGCCAGAAGUACGCCCUUCUUUUCACCAUCUGCCUGGGUGGUGUUCCCAUCAUCGCCAGUAUCAUCCGAGCAGUUCGAGUCAGCAGCAUUCUACACGCCGAGGACAAGACUUGGGUCUCCUUCGACUCCUCCAUCUGGAGUGCAGUGGACGCCAACGUGUCCAUUAUCUGUGCAUCCGUGCCAUCUCUCAAGCCACUUCUCAGACAAAUCGCUCCUGGAUUCAUGGGCUCUACAUUCGGUACUUCUGCACCAGGCACCAGUGGUCAAUACGGAAACACAAGAAAAUCAUGGCUCGACAAGUCCUUCGGUGGCAGAGGAUAUGAACUACACAGUACGCCUCAGUCCGAAGCACACAACGGCAGCCAACUUGAGCUUGCCGGCAACGCAGGACGGAGCGACUGGGCGAUCAAGAACGGUGCGGCUGAUGAUGAUGCGGUCAGCGAGGACAGUAUACAAGGAGGCCCCACGAUUACGAAGAGCGUCACAGUCGCGAUCACCAGAGUUGAACCUGGAUCUGUAUGAGAUGAUUCCAGGCAACCCAACUUAACGACGACACGACUUAAUAAUUCUGUACAUAUAUACAUAGAAUAUACCCUUUGUCAUGAGAUCAAUG
This is a messenger RNA of Aureobasidium pullulans EXF-150, 1319 nucleotides long. RefSeq lists its product as uncharacterized. Bases 122 to 1228 code for a protein of 368 amino acids. The record is from RefSeq and is a predicted model, not a curated record. The transcript has 3 exons. NCBI's taxonomy places the organism in Eukaryota, Fungi, Ascomycota, Dothideomycetes, Dothideales, Saccotheciaceae.